This is a messenger RNA of Mesorhabditis spiculigera, 1119 nucleotides long. The record is from the annotation of a GenBank genome assembly. NCBI's taxonomy places the organism in Eukaryota, Metazoa, Nematoda, Chromadorea, Rhabditida, Rhabditidae.
AUGAACCAAACAACAGAGUUGCUACCGUUAAAGGUGGCCGCAGCGAGGACAGUCGCGUUGCUUCUGAUCCAGAAGCAAAUCCGGUGGCGAAAACUCAUGGAAGUUGCACGAACCCUCCGGGAGAUCAUUCCGAAGUUAAAACUCCCUAUCAAAAUCCGGCGUCCGCUACAAGAAUUGGUAUCUUUACUACUUCGCGAAAUUCAGCGAUGGGCCGACAAGCACGUGGAAAUGUUCCCCAAAGUCCCGGUAAAAAUUGGGCGCACCCCUCGAUCCGAGCACGUUCGCAUGUUUCAGCCGUGGAUCGUCUGGAAGCCCGGGAAAUACGAAAUCGAUGACUAUCUGACCGCGAAAAAUAUUAUGCAAAACGAAUGUAAGAAUUGGCCGCAAGUGCGCUGGCAAUUCGCUUGCUGCUACGCGAUGGAGGAAGAGAUUUUCGAUGAUUGGAAGUACGAUCGACACCGAAGGUCUACUUUUAAAAAAACUUUAUCCGACCACCCAGUAUACGAAUUUUGGUCAGCGCUUUACGAAGCCCGUUGGGAGUCGAUGUUCGAAACGGAACGACGAUUGCCGAAUCAGAAAAUGACGCAAUGCUUCAUCUUCGCAAUCACCAAUGGCUACUGCGAGCUCGUGAAAUUUUUGUGGCACAAGAUCGGGCUGAACCAUGGGGAGUAUGUUGGUCUUUUACAAUGGAAAGCCUCCUGUUUCCGCUGUCGAGACCGCGACACCAUGAAGUUCUUGUGCACAAAGUUAUGCGAGCUCAACCCAAAAGCCGUGGCCCGGAUUACAUGGUGCACAUUUUUUGACGCUUUCUACAAGGCUGUAAAUAACGAAGAAACCGACAAAGUUAUCGAGCAGAAGAACCGCUGUAAGGUCCAGUUUUUGUUGACGAAUUGUUGUGAUGUCUUGCGGAAGCGACUGUUGGGAAUGGAGAACUUUAGAGUGAUUUGCGAUGCGUUCCGUUACAAUCUCGGUGAUUUGUUUACGCUGUUUUUGGAGCAUUUGGACAAGGAUGAUUUGCGAGCCGCUCGAGAGGUUGUUGACCGUAUCCACGACCGUACCCGAACCAGCCAUGGAAGCUCGAUGAAACAGAUGAUUCUGCGAAAGCAGCAGACAAUCAAU